GGUUUUUAAAUCCCCACCCCGUGGGUUCCCGGAUGUGCAUCACAAAGGCAAGUGUGCCGCUGACAUGCAAAAAAGACAACACGUCGCCUUCUUUCUGACUUCUUUGGGACGUUCUAGCGACGUUUUCUACAACUUCUGUGUCUCCUCUCCGAAGCACAAGACACUUUCCAGAACAUGGCGGAAGGAGGCUUUGACCCUUGUGAGUGUAUCUGCUCCCACGAGUAUGCCAUGAGGCGCCUCAUCAACCUGUUGAGGAACUCUCAGUCCUACUGCACCGACAUGGAGUGUCCAGCAGACAUGCCCGGACCCAGCAUGGAGGGUCUGCUGGAGGGCGGGGGCGACCUGACCCUGCCCAUGAUGCUGAUAGGCUGGCUGGUGCUGGCCGUCGUCCUCUUCCUGCUGCGCCCCUCCACCCUCAGAGGAUCCUCCUCCGCCGCCAAGCCCGACCCCGCCCACAGUAGCGAUGAGCGGGAGCCGCCAGCGCCCCCUGUGGACUAGUCAGGGCCGGGUGGAUCCUUCAUCUCCGUCUUCUUUUCCAAACUUCUGCAGGAUUUUCUUCAUUAAAUCCCAAUUGAUGCUUCCAGUUGUUUGGGUUAGUCCGUCAAAAAUAAAUGUUCCUGUGUGAAAGGAGACACACGUGCUCUACUACAAACCCUGUUUCCAUAUGAGUUGGGAAAUUGUGUUAGAUGUAAAUAUAAACAGAAUACAAUGAUUUGCAAAUCCUUUUCAAGCCAUAUUCAGUUGAAUAUGCUACAAAGACAACAUAUUUGAUGUUCAAACUGAUCAACAUUUUUUUUUUGCUGCAAAUAAUCAUUAACUAUAGAAUUUGAUGCCGGCAACACGUGACAAAGAAGUUGGGAAAGGUGGCAAUAAAUACUGAUAAAAGUUAAAGAAUGCUCAUCAAACACUUAUUUAAAUGAUAAAUGGGUCCCACCUCCAAAGACAUGCACCUGGGGAUAGGCCCCUCCCACUUCCAAAGACAUGCACCUGGGGAUAGGCCCCUCCCACCUCCAAAGACAUGCACCUGGGGAUAGGCCCCUCCCACUUCCAAAGACAUGCACCUGGGGAUAGGCCCCUCCCACCUCCAAAGACAUGCACCUGGGGAUAGGCCCCUCCCACCUCCAAAGACAUGCACCUGGGGAUAGGCCCCUCCCACCUCAAAGACAUGCACCUGGGGAUAGGCCCCUCCCACCUCCAAAGACAUGCACCUGGGGAUAGGCCCCUCCCACCUCCAAAGACAUGCACCUGGGGAUAGGCCCCUCCCACCUCCAAAGACAUGCACCUGGGGAUAGGCCCCUCCCACUUCCAAAGACAUGCACCUGGGGAUAGGCCCCUCCCACCUCCAAAGACAUGCACCUGGGGAUAGGCCCCUCCCACCUCCAAAGACAUGCACCUGGGGAUAGGCCCCUCCCACCUCAAAGACAUGCACCUGGGGAUAGGCCCCUCCCACCUCCAAAGACAUGCACCUGGGGAUAGGCCCCUCCCACUUCCAAAGACAUGCACCUGGGGAUAGGCCUCUCCCACCUCCAAAGACAUGCACCUGGGGAUAGGCCCCUCCCACUUCCAAAGACAUGCACCUGGGGAUAGGCCCCUCCCACUUCCAAAGACAUGCACCUGGGGAUAGGCCUCUCCCACCUCCAAAGACAUGCACCUGGGGAUAGGCCCCUCCCACUUCCAAAGACAUGCACCUGGGGAUAGGCCCCUCCCACCUCCAAAGACAUGCACCUGGGGAUAGGUUGAUUGGCAACACUAAAAUGGUCCCUAGUGUGUGAAUGUGAGUGUGAAUGUUGUCUAUCUGUGUUGGCCCUGCGAUGAGGUGGCGACUUGUCCAGGGUGUACGCCGCCUUCCGCCCGAUUGUAGCUGAGAUAGGCGCCAGCGCCCUCCGCGACCCCAAAAAGGAAUAAGCGGCAUAGCUCGGUUGGUAGAGUGGCCGUGUCAGCAACGUGAGGGUUGCAGGUUCGAUUCCCGCUUGUGCCAUACUAGUCACUGCCGUUGUGUCCUUGGGCAAGACACUUUACCCACCUGCUCCCAGUGCCACCCACACUGGUUUAAAUGUAACUUAGAUAUUGGGUGUCACUAUGUAAAGUGCUUUGAGUCACUAGAGAAAAGCGCUAUAUAAACAUAAUUCAAUUUAAAAAAAAAACGGAUGGGUUUUACUUGUAUAGCGCUUUUCUACCUUCAAGUUACUCAAAGCGCUUUGACACUACUUCCACAUUCACACACACAUUCACACACUGAUGGAGGGAGCUGCCAUGCAAGGCGCUAACCACCAUCCAUCAGGAGCAAGGGUGAAGUGUCUUGCUCAGGACACAACGGACGUGACGAGGUUGGUACUAGGUGGGGAUUGAACCAGGGACCCUCGGGUUGCGCACGGCCGCGCUACCACUGUGCCACGUCGUCCCCACAUUUGGAACAUCCUACAGGUGUGCAGGCUAAUUGGGAACAGGUGGGUGCCAUGAUUGGGUAUAAAAGCAGCUUCCAUUAAAUGCGAAGUGAAUUAUAUUUAUAUAGCGCUUUUCUCUAGUGACUCAAAGCGCUUUACAUAGUGAAACCCAAUAUCUAAGUUACAUUUAAAGCAGUGUGGGUGGCACCGGGAGCAGGUGGGUAAAGUGUCUUGCCCAAGGACACAACGGCAGUGACUAGGAUGGCGGAAGCGGGAAUCGAACCUGCAACCCCCAAGUUGCUGGCACGGCCACUCUACCAACCGAGCUAUACCACACCCGUUUGACAAAUAAUUCACUAACAAGGACGGGGUGAGGGUCACCACUUUGUAAGCAAAUUGUCAAGCAGUUUUAGAAAAACAUUUCUCAACGAACUAUUGCAAGGAAUUUAAGAAUUUUACCAUCAACGGCCUGUAAAAUCAUCAAAAAGUUUAGAGAAUCUGGGGAAACCACUCCACGUAAGCGAUGAUAUUACGGACUUUUGUUCCCUCAGGCGGUACUGCAUCAAAAACUGACAUCAGUGUGUAAAGGAUAUCACCACAUGGGCUCAGGAACACUUCAUAAAACCACUGUCAGUAACUACAGUUGCUCGCUACAUCUGUAAGUACAAGUUAAAACUCUACUAUGCUAAGCCAAACCCAUUUAUCAACAACACCCAGAAAUGCCGCCGGCUUGGCUGGGCCCAAGCUCACCUAAGAUGGACUGAUGCAAAGUGGAAAAGUGUUCUGUGGUUUGACAAGUCCACAUUUCAAAUUAUAUUUGGAAAUAGAGGACAUGGUGUCCUCCAGAACAAAAAGGAAAAUAACCAUUCAGAUUGAUAUAGGCGCAAAGUGUAAAAGCCAGCAUGUGUGAUGGUAUGGGGGUGCAUUAGUGCCCAAGGCAUGGGUAACUUACACAUCUGUGAAGGCACCAUUAAUGCUGAAAGGUACAUACAGGAUUUGGAACAACAUAUGUUGUCAUCCAAGCAACGUUAUCAUGGACGCCCCUGCUUAUUUCAGCCAGACAAGAGUUACAACAGCGUUGUUUCUUCAAAUAGGAGUGUGGGUACUUUCCUGGCCCGCCUGCAGUCCAGACGUGUCUCCCAUGGAAAAUGUGUGAAGCGUAAAAUAGGACAGCGGAGACCCCGGACUGUUGAAGGACUGAAGCUCUACAUAAAACAAGAAUGGGAAAGAAUUCCACUUUCAAAGCUUCAACAAAUAGUUUCCUCAGUUCCCAAACGUUUAUUGAGUGUUGUUAAAAGAAAAGGUGAUGUAACACAGUGGUGAACAUGCCCUUUCCCAACUACUUUGGCACGUGUUGCAGCCAUGAAAUUCUAAGUUAAUUAUUUGCGAAAAAAAAAUGUUUGAGUUUGAACAUCAAAUAUCUUGUCUUUGUAGCAUAUUCAACUGAAUAUGGGUUGAAAAGGAUUUGCAAAUCAUUGUAUUCUGUUUAUAUUUACAUCUAACACAAUUUCCCAACUCAUGGAAACAGGGUUGGUAUAUAUAUCCAUGCAUCCAUUUUCUACUGCUUGUCCCUAUCUCAGCUGCAUUCGGGCAGAAGGCGGAGUUCACCCUUGGACAAGUCGCCACCUCAAUGGCGACUUUUUCAAAUGUUAUAAUCAGAUCGUAAAAUUCCCAUCUAGUAUAGCGAAAAUAUGGUCGGAUUACAAGAAUAUUUUAAUAAAUUUAUGAAGAAGAAGACAUGAUGAACCUUUUUGAGCAACCGCCACACAUUUAUGCUACAUUAUUUCAAUCAUUCGUAAGAAGCAGUGCCAGCUAGGGGUGCAACGGUACGUGUAUUUGUAUUGAACCGUUUCGGUACGGGGUUUUCGGUUCUGUUCGGAGGUGUACCGAACGAGUACACAUGCUAGCAGCGACCGGGCUAGGACAACAUGUAAAAGCCAGAGCUGGAAGACCCUCCUGCCUCGUUCAGAUCUCCCUUUUGGGAACACUUUGGCUGCACGAUACAACAAUGGAGGACGGAGGUUUGCCGACAACACGUCAAACAUGUGUUGCACCCAUCCUGCUUCUGGCUCCCAGACCGUAGUUGAGGAGCGCAGGGGACACACUCCUCCAGGGCUGAUGUAUUCUCGGGGACAACACCCUUCACUGUACCCGGCAGUGGGUCUCCAGGGUAAAUGAAGAGUCCGGCGAUUAGUUGCAAAUCGUGGCUUUACUCACUCCCGCUCUCUCACCUCACAUGCUGUCACAUAUUAAAGGGCCACACACAUGCUACUUUCAUAACACAUGCUAACCCAAUUGAAGCGUCGUCACCACCGCAUUCAAGCAGCCUCUCCUCGGCGAGUCAGGCAGGGCUAAAGCAAUAACAAAUGUUUUUAUAGCAGCAGAUUUAAGUCCAUUUUGCAUUAAAAAUUAGAUUUUGACCCACUUCUAUGGUGGAAGAACAUUGAGUCCAUAUAUCCUCUUAGUGCCAAGUUAGCCAGUUAAUCUGAGGCUGAGUUUACUUGAACUGUUUAAUGUUGCACUUUUUAUACGUAGAAGAAACGUUUUGUCAUUUUAUUUAAUCCGAGCAACAGCUUGAGGCAGUUUAACGUUGAUUAACAUGGACCACAACUUAAACAAGUUGAAAAACGUAUUGGGGUGUUACCAUUUAGUGGUCAAUUGUAGGGAAUAUGUACUGAACUGUGCUAUCUACUCAUAAAAUAAUCAAUCAAUCAAUAAAAAAAGCACUUUAUAUGUAGAAAGGUUUUGUUAAACCAUUCUUAGCCUUAUUUUAUUUAGUUUUUAUUUUAUAUUUGUUGACCACAUUAAACCUGGCAAUGGACCCUGCGUGAAAAUGUAUGUUAUGCAAUUAUUAUGCCAAAUUUGGUAAAUAAAUAACCAAAAAAUGUAUAUUUUGUUGUUUUCUUACUGUACCCAAAAUGAACCGAACCGUGACCUCUAAACCGAGGUACGUACCGAACCGGAAAUUUUGUGUACCGUUCCACCCCUAGUGCCAGCUGUUUGAAUCAUUUGAAAUAAAUCAUUAAAUCAGCAGACUGAGACAGUAGAAAACAUCCUUUUUUUAUUUGUCAUUGUUUUACAAUGAAAUGUACAAUACUCUUACAUUCCAUUUUUCAUUCAUUCUAUUAAAAAUAAAAUCUAUGUUCUUAUAUGGA
Messenger RNA from Nerophis ophidion (straightnose pipefish), 5539 nucleotides. RefSeq names its product small integral membrane protein 14 (gene smim14). The transcript is spliced from 5 exons. Gene Ontology annotation, cellular component: endoplasmic reticulum. Bases 175 to 498 code for a protein of 107 amino acids. The record is from RefSeq and is a predicted model, not a curated record. Lineage: Eukaryota; Metazoa; Chordata; Actinopteri; Syngnathiformes; Syngnathidae.